This is a messenger RNA of Torulaspora globosa, 1113 nucleotides long. RefSeq names its product isocitrate dehydrogenase (NAD(+)) IDH2 (gene IDH2). Gene Ontology annotation, molecular function: magnesium ion binding; isocitrate dehydrogenase (NAD+) activity; NAD binding. Lineage: Eukaryota; Fungi; Ascomycota; Saccharomycetes; Saccharomycetales; Saccharomycetaceae. Bases 1 to 1113 code for a protein of 370 amino acids. The record is from RefSeq and is a predicted model, not a curated record. The transcript has a single exon. Gene Ontology annotation, cellular component: mitochondrion. Gene Ontology annotation, biological process: isocitrate metabolic process; tricarboxylic acid cycle.
AUGUUAAGAUCUCAGAUUUGCAGACGUGCGGUUAACAGGCUGUUAGCAACAGCUCCAAAACAACCUAGUAUCGGUAGAUUCACGGGUAAGCCCAACCCUACGACUGGUAAAUACACAGUGUCGUUUAUUGAAGGUGAUGGUGUUGGACCAGAGAUUUCCAAGUCGGUGAAGACGAUCUUUGCGGCUGCAAAGGUGCCAAUUGAGUGGGAAAGCUGUCCGGUGACGCCAUUGUUGGUGAACGGGGUUACUACUAUCCCAGAACAGGCUCAGGAGUCCAUUAAUCGUAAUUUGGUUGCUCUGAAAGGGCCAUUGGCUACUCCAAUUGGUAAGGGCCACAGAUCUAUGAACCUGACUUUGAGGAAGACGUUUGGAUUAUUCGCCAACGUUCGUCCCGCUAGAUCUGUCGAAGGCUUCAAGACUACCUACGAUAACGUCGAUCUAGUGCUUAUCAGAGAGAAUACAGAAGGUGAAUACGCAGGCAUUGAGCACGUGAUUGUACCGGGAGUGGUUCAGUCUAUCAAAUUGAUCACCAGAGAGGCCUCUGAGAGGGUUAUCAGAUAUGCAUUCGAGUAUGCCAGGGCUGUCGGCAGACCCAGAUUGGUUGUUGUCCAUAAAUCCACGAUUCAGAGAUUGGCAGACGGGUUGUUCGUCACUGUGGCCAAGGAAAUGGCACAUGAAUUCCCAGACAUCAAGUUGCAGACCGAGUUGAUCGACAACACUGUGUUGAACGUUGUCUCUAACCCCGCUCAGUACUCGGAUGCCGUCUCAGUGUGUCCAAACUUGUACGGCGACAUUUUGUCCGACUUGAACUCGGGUCUGAGCGCUGGGUCUCUUGGUUUGACUCCAUCGGGUAACAUCGGUCACAAAGUUUCCAUCUUCGAGGCGGUUCACGGGUCAGCGCCUGACAUUGCUGGCCAAAACAAGGCCAACCCGACUGCUCUUCUGCUAUCCUCUGUUAUGAUGUUGAACCACAUGGGAUUGUACGAGCAUGCUAACAAAAUUCAGAACGCCGUUCUUUCGACUAUCGCAGCGGGCCCAGAGACAAGAACUGCUGAUUUGGCAGGUUCUGCUACUACCUCUUCCUUCACCGAAGCUGUCAUCAAGAGGUUGUAA